GUAUGUAUUUAUUAAUGCUAUUCUGUUUUGCAUGAAGUUUUUAUGUUGUUGAAUGGUUUCACAACCUUACAAGAAGAGACUCCAAUAACACUGAUCAAGUACCCUCUUUAAAACAAGUGAAAGUUUUUGAGUGAGCUGAAAUAACUGUAAAGUGUUUCCCUGAAGGAAAUUUGGCAACAGCUGUACAGCACCAAACUUCAGACAAACAAUAGAAAAGCGGUAACAUUUUAAACUUGGUCUCAGUCCAAAGCAUCCCUGUUUUAAAAACUGGUCCUCAGACAUAUUCUCUUACUAGUAAUAACACUAAAACCCUGCACUAUGUUUGCACAGGGCAUGAAUUUGCAGAGAAUUUAGUCUUAACUUUUGCACUUAGAAAUGGAAAAGUCACAUUUAUAAGAGCAUUCUCUGUUCUUUCCCCUUCUUGUGUGGGUGUAGGUAGGGGAGUGGGGAUAAAUACUCAAUCCCUCUUUUAAGCUCUACUCUAACCAAGCUAUGAUUCUUAUCAAUAUGAUUUUUUGAUAAAAAGUAGUGAUUCCUCCACUUGGAAUGCUAGCUGUAGACCUAGCCUAAGCUCUGAAAAUCAAGAGCCAACCACUUAAGCAUUCUGGAGUAUAUUCAUUAAAAAUAUUUUUUUUUAAUGGAACUCUACUUAUUGAGCAUGUAAAUUGAAUUUUUGAUUGCCACAACAACUAGGACCAUACCUUUCAUUCAGUUGCUCUCCUGCAAGUAGAAUAGCAAUAAAGAAAUUUAUAUUUGUAUGUUCAGACCCAAGAAACUGGAGGAGGAGGAAAAAUUUGAAAUUUUAGUUCUAAGGCAGGAUUUGAUUGCAAACCAUUGGAUUUAGCUUUUCUGUACACCCUUCUCUCACAAAACAUGCUACUCUGUAGGGCACUAGAGUGGCUGUGAUAUUCCGAUCCCCAAGUAAUUCAGGCCAUUGUGUGAGUUGACAUAUGUGUACAAAUAAGGGAAAGGAAAAAGCCGGCGGUGUGUGCGAGCGGGUGGGGAGGCUGGGAAGGGGUGAAGAUCAGAUGCACUGUUAGCGCUGUCGGUGAAAGAAAGGCAAUUGUCAGGGUUGUGAUUCCUGGCUGCGGAUGCUGCCUGGGAAACGUGUGUCAACACCACACAAGCUGCUGCGCGGAGGAGGAGGACGCGCCUCUCUUUGUCCCUGCUCCGCUUGAUGCUGCCGUCUGCGAGAUGCCUUUGUGACAAACAGGAGUGCUCAUAAGACGUUGCUGUUUGCAUUGCCAUCUCCCCCCUCCAACCCAAACAACAACAACAACAGUAGCAAAAUCCGGUCUCUGGUAUGUAGCAGUGAGAUUAUUGUUCUUUCCCCCGCUGCUAUAAGAUUCCAGGAUGAUCCAAGAGUGCAUUUACUGGAUUUGAGGGGUGUUGUUCGGGGGGGGAAUUCCACCGCUGCCUCAAAACCAGCAGUUUGCAAUAUCCUGAGCUGACCCUGCUGAACGUAUUACAUCAGGUCAGAAACAUUUUUGUUGCAGGAGCACAGCAGCCUAUUCUUUUCACAGGAAUGGUUUCAUCUACUGCUUGCUGUUAGCUUAAAAACCUUUUCCUACUUGAACUGUCCUUUCUGGCAGGUUAUUUUUUUCAUGGAAUCCCCUGGGGUUUGGCCAUGAGCUGAGAGUGUAAGAGACCACUAAACAAGAAAACCUCCAGAGAGCUUAGCUGAGCAACCUUAUUUAAGUAAUAAAAAACACUGCUUUUGACGAGCCAGUAACGGAAAGCAAACAUUUAAAGCACAGAACGCCAAACACUUGUUCGUAAACCUAAGCCUUUAUGAGCAGCAGUUACAGUUAUAAAAGAAUAUGAUCCCUUUCUGAGCCUCCCAGCCUACCUGCAUCCCUGUGUUAAUUCAGGGCGCUGCUGGCUGGGCUUUGUGAGUGUUGCAGGACUAAUCCCCGCGGUUCCUUGAUUAUGAGCAUGUGCAGAGCAGCCCAAGGUACAGCCGUGCAUGCAGAGCCAACACACAGAGACGUGCCUUGCAAUGCCAUGUUGCUGCAUGUGUUCCCACAACUGAGAAGGAUACAGGGAGCCUGCCUGCCUUACUGAUUUAUCUGAUGUGUUCUUGUUUCUGUUUCAGCAUUCAGGAGAAUUCCUUCAGCUCGACAGCUUUAGCAGAGUGUGACGGGGAUUCAGACUCUGUCCAUGAAGAUCAAGCAGGCAGUUCCAGUCCCAGAGAUGAUGAUAACAAAGAAAAUUAUCCGGACAACGGUGCUGUCUUAGAGGAAAGGCAGCUGCCUUUGCCAGACGCUCAGCAGCACAGGCAGCAGGCUGUGGUUGACUGUGCUCUAAAGCCUGAAAUGGGCAACUUAAAGCUGAGGAAACCCAAGCCCAUUGCAAAGCUAGAAAAUGGAAAAAGCCAUGAGGAAAGUCAGGAGCUGGAAUGUGCAUUGCCAGGCCUCCCAGAGUGGCAGGGGAAGGCUGGAUCCUCAGCUAAUGACUGCACACAGAACGUGGCUCUGAGGUGCCAGGAAACAGUCGUGAGGCUUCAACCAAGAAUAGAUCAGAACACAAGCAUUUCACCAAAGGAAGCAACCGAUCAAUGUAACAGCUUAAAUGAGAAUUCUUUGUUGAAGCUGCAAGCCCUGGAAAGCGAGCUGUGCUCUGCAUUCCUGCCAAGCCAGGAGGAAACUCCCCAGCUGCCGGCGCCCAAGGACGCAGCCCCUCCAUCAGCGCAGACCGGCGUGCAGGCUGAUGGGGCCGGCGGUGGAGAGCAAUAUCACUUCAUUUCUCCUAUUAUUGAUUUUAAUUUAAUGCAUCAGCAGAGAGAUAGCGAAGAGCCUGUGCCAGCCCACAGAGACUGGCAGAACGACAUGGAGAGCAGCCCACAGGAACAUCACUCCCUAGGGACCAGUCGACUGCUGUAUCACAUUACAGAUGGAGACAACCCUCUUUUGUCACCACGCUGCUCUAUCUUUAGCCAAAGCCAGAGAUUUAAUCUAGACACAGAGUCUGCCCCUUCUCCACCAAGUGCUCAGCCUUUCAUGGUGCCAAGAAGUUCUUCCAGAUGUAACUGUGAAGACUGCAAAGAACCACAGACAGUAACACAACUUACCAAGCAUCUGCAGAGCCUCAAGAGAAAAAUUAGGAAGUAUGAAGAAAAGUUUGAGCAAGAAAAAAAAUACCUGCCUUCCCACGGUGACAAGACUUCCAAUCCUGAAGUUCUGAAAUGGAUGAAUGCUUUGGCCAAAGGUCGGAAGCAGCUCAAAGAGCUGAAACUCAGAAUUUCAGAAGAGCAAAACUGCACCUCCACAGCACCCCAAAGAAGUGACCAUUGUGAAAGCACUGGGACCUCUAAAGAGGCUGGCACACAGGAGGCCACGAGCAUGGAACCAGCUCCCUCAGUGGAGGAAACCAUGGAUAGCGUAUUGAGGCGACUAAAGGAGAAAAGACAACACUUUCACCUUCCUGAGACUAUUAAGGUCACUAAGCAAGAAAAGAGUCUCAUGAAACCUCUUUACGACAGAUACAGAAUUAUCAAGAAACUUCUUGCAGCUCCAUCUUUGAUCACAACAAUUCAGGAGGAGGAAGACUCAGAUGAAGACCAUUCUCAAAGCAGCCAUGAGUUGUCAUCCGGUCCAAUGUCUUGCUUCCCUGUUGAAGAGCACCUGUGUUACUCUCAGGAGGAGAGUGAGCCUGCACAUGUCUCACCUCUGGAUGAAAAGAAAGUUUACAGGCAAACAGCCUUGUCUAUGUCCAAUUUACAUGAGGCAACAAUGCCUGUUCUGCUUGAACAUCUUAGAGAAACAAGAGCUGAUAAGAAAAGGCUUCGCAAAGCUCUGAGAGAGUUUGAGGAGCAAUUCUACAAACAGACAGGAAGGAGUCCUCAAAAAGAAGAUCGGGUGCCAAUGGCCGAGGAAUACUCCGAAUACAAGCACACAAAAGCCAAAAUCAGGCUCCUGGAGGUUCUCAUCAGUAAGCAUGAUAUUUCCAAAACGAUUUGAAGUGAAUGCAAUGCUGUGAUAUUGUUCUCUAGCAAAAAAACAAGUAAUGAAAAAGAUAAAGUAAUUUUACAGAUCUUGGUCUGCUGCACAAUUAUUUGACACACUGAGAUUUUUGAUGCACUUUACCAAUUAUAAUAGCUGGGAUGAGAGAGGACAGCAAUAUGCAAGAAUAUUAAGCACGGGUGAGUGGACUAUAGUAUAUAUUUUUCCUUUUGAGAAAGCCUUGAAGUGCACUGUGAGACUGUUAAGAAAUGAAAAAGGACACUGAAGUGUUGUAGCUCCUCAGUUUGACCUGCUCUAAAAGUGUGAGGAAAUGCUCUCCAGGUUUUUAGUACAUCUUAGUACAUGAUAAUGUACUACGUUUGUUUCCAGAAUUAACAUGCACUAGAAUUAACUAUUAAUGACGGCUCUCAAUGUGCUGAUUAAAGGAAAUGAAUUAAAACAAAUUAAGGGAAAACUCCGGACAUACUCUGGCUUUCAAGACAGAGAUGCCAUUCAAUCCCAGUAGCUUCAAAGAAAGGUGCAUAGAAAAAAACCAGUGCCAGGGAGUAGAGCAAAGUGAUGCUGCUUAUGCAAAAAAAAAGGACAGAACAUGAUGGCCAAAUGGAACUACUGGUUUUUUAGAGAUAAGAGAAAAAAAUAGAGGUUGCUGGGAAGAGAGAGACCAAAUGUACUGGCUGCUGUCCUUUUCACUAGUUCACAGGACCUGGCUCACAGAACUUAAUAAAUAGAUCAACUAACUACAUGCUAAUUUUGAUUUUUGUACGAAACCUUGCACUUUGUUUUGCCUGAUGCUAUAACAUUCGCUUUUCUGACUACCAAAGCUCGUUUAGACGCAUGCACUUUGUAAAAUGUUGAAGUACUUCUUGUGUUAUAAAUUGCCACAUAUAUAUAUAUUAAAACAGGACUAGAUUAUUGCAUUAUGCUAAGAUAUUUUGGAUAGAUAAAGUACAUGGUAUAUAAGUGAGUGUCACAGUUAUCUGAUGAGGACUGCUAGACUUCUUGUUUACUGAAAAUAAGAUUAUAAAAAGUUAUUUUUCCAUUGGAAUUAUGCAUAUUUCUUAACUUUCAGAGCACCACACUUUGUAUUAUUAAAGAGAAUUUGUCACUCUUUGUGAUAGAGCAUUGGUGUGAAAAGUGGACUGUUAACAGAAGGAUUAUCAGCAGGUUUUGUAUUAGAAAUGAAAAGCAGGGGGAUUCUGGGAAAUACCUAGCCCAGACAUAAAGGAGGGAAGAAUUAAUUAAAGAGAGAAAAAGGGACUUGAGUAAGUUGAAUCAUGUUUAGUGUUUUGCUUUAACUGUCAUUUUGUAUUGACCACAUAGUAUAAGCAAUCUGUUUUCUAUCUUGGUAAGAAGAUUUUGAUUUUAUAAAGCCUGUUAUCUACCAACCACGUUUGUACUUAUCUUGCGUGUAAUGGCAUGAUUUUGAAGAUGGACACAUCUUCAAGUAGUUUGGAGGAAAAAUAUGAACACUAAAAAAGGAAUUUUUUAUUUCACAGAAGGUUGUUUGUUUCAGUGUACUGACUUAAUAAUUUAUAACUUAACUUUUAUGAAUCAGAAAUGGUCUUCAUAAAUCUGUUUUAAUUGAAGUCAUCUAGAGCAACAGGAACAGAUACAGAGCUAUUUGAAGUUUACAAACUACAUCUUUGAUAAGGGAAAAUGAUUUAAUGAUAUAUGUAUACAAUUGAUAUUAAAAUGUAAUCUAUAUAUUCUAUAUGAUUGUAUAAUAUUUUAUACAACAGUUCAAAUAAAAUAUUUUUCUAUUAUA
Chiroxiphia lanceolata (lance-tailed manakin) is the source of this 5727-nucleotide messenger RNA. RefSeq names its product family with sequence similarity 13 member C (gene FAM13C). NCBI's taxonomy places the organism in Eukaryota, Metazoa, Chordata, Aves, Passeriformes, Pipridae. Bases 2073 to 3959 code for a protein of 628 amino acids. The record is from RefSeq and is a predicted model, not a curated record. The transcript has 15 exons.